Molecule: messenger RNA, 2884 nt
Organism: Caretta caretta (loggerhead turtle)
Lineage: Eukaryota; Metazoa; Chordata; Testudines; Cheloniidae
Gene: SH2D1B
Product: SH2 domain containing 1B
Biological process (GO): regulation of immune response; regulation of signal transduction
Source: RefSeq, a predicted model, not a curated record
ACAUACUCAAUGCUUCAAGAAAAACUUCUCCUAGCACCACAGUUUCAGUUUCAACAUCCUCUAGACAACUUCAUUUUCAUGCCAGACUGCUGAAUUCACCUGGAAUCAGUUAUAAAGACAAGGGGUCUGGUUGCUGUUCUUCCAUGGAGUUCCCAUUUUAUCAUGGAAACAUAACAAAAAAAACCUGUGAAGAAUUACUAAGCAAGAAAGGCAAGGAUGGCAGCUUUUUAUUACGAGAGAGCGAGAGCAUGACAGGAGCCUUGUGUCUUUGUGUUUUCUUUGAACAGCUCAUCUACACUUAUCGAAUCUUCAGGGAACAUGAAGGUUACUUUAGGAUUCAGACUUCUGAAGAUGCUCCACAACGGGUCUUCAAAACAAUAAAUGAUUUGAUAUACGCAUAUGAAAAGCCAAAUCAAGGACUCAUCAUCAACCUUCGCUACCCAGUAAGGAGACUGAAGUCCCCAAGGAAAGCCAAGGUAGAGAUGGAUGAAGUUUAUGAUGAAAUUGAAGAUGGAGAUUAUGUUGAUGUCUUACCUUAAAUCAUCUGGGACCUGGUUUUUGUCAGAGGCCACCUCUUAUCCUGGCCCCCAUCUCAGCAGAUCAAAUGUAAAAAGCUUGCUUUCAGAACUUGUCCUUGCACAUGCCACAUCUGCUGACUGGGCAUUCUCAUCAGUGGACUUGUGCCUCUGAAAUUCACUCUCCUGGGCAGCGCAUCCAAGUAACAGACUUGUACUCUUUGGGACACAAUCCAAGUUAUAUUUAUUUUAUUCAUUAUUAGAAUAACUUAUUUUUAUUUUUAAUUUGUUAUUUUCCUUUUUGCUAACUGAAGUUCUAGCUGCCCCGGUCUGCAGCCUGUUAGAAAAUAGUAAGGUAAAUAUGUUAAUUGCAUAUGGGUAGAUCAAAUGGUAAUGGCAGAGCUGAAAUCUACUAUGAUACAAACUCUAUAGACUCCACAGAAUGUUAAAACCAUGUUUUGUUGUGUUUUCAUACUUUGUGCAAAAGACAUUAGUUUUGUCUCAUUUUCAGCUAACUGAAUGGUGUAUUCAAUCAGAAUCUUUACUGUCUUGAAGGAAUAAUAUCAUCCUGUAGCACUGAUACAAUCCAAGGCUGCUGACAAAAAAGCAUUGAAAGUAGCAGCAACUGAAAAUAGAGAAUAUACUAUACAGUGUAAAUAAAUGACCUGGACUGUUUUCAUAUCUAUAAAUGGUAGUGUUGAAGAUUUACUUUGGGACUGCAAGUUUUACACAGAUACUUUUAGGAACAGUUUAAUUUUUUUAUAUUUAAUAUUUGUUGCAUGCAUUUGACACAGCAAACAAAUGGCUCUGUGGUGUCUAUAUUUCUUUUUUCUAACAAGAGUUGGCUUUAAAGAAUUAAACCAGGGAUCUGCUUAUUGUAUAGUUUUGUUCUGAAGGUCACUGCUUGGGGAAGUGGUAUGUCUAAUGGUUACCUGCCAGAAAGAGAACUCAGGACUAUUGACUGGCAGAACUAAGAACGGAGAAUGGAUUGUUCUGUGACCUCUGGCAAGUCAUAUAACCUUGCUGUGUGCAUUCCACAUCUGUAAAAUGAAGAUACAGAAGCACGACAAAAAUUGUUUCUUUAAUGUUUGUAAAGGGCCUUGAGAUCUUCAGGUAACAUGCCAUAGAAUUGUGAAGUAUCACUCUCGGCUCAUUGUAAAUUUAAAGUGCUGGUGAUUCCACAUGUUGGAAUCAGAGGGUAUUUGUAGUGUUAUGAUGCAAAUAGGUGUUUAAAUUAAUCCGUAGACUUCCAGGUUGAUUAGUGUAGACGGCCAAAACAUUGAUUUGUUUGAGAAAGUAAGUGGUUGCCGAAGGGGAGAAAAAAACUGUUCCGUAUUGUAGGGAAAAUCUUACUUUAAAGAAAUAUAGGGAUUAAUGCUUUUAUAUUAGCAGAGCUCCAGCAGCCUGCUCCACAUUCUAUCAUCAGAUUGCUACAGCACUGAGGUAGCACAUCAGUGUACACACUCACUAUAGCAAAAGGAAGGAUUUUCCUAUCACUGUAGUUAAUCCACCUCCAGGAGAGGCAGUAGCUACGUUGGCAGAAGAAUUAUCCCAUCAACCUAACGCUGUCUACGCCAGGGAUUAGGUCAUCUUGUUGGCCAAAAGCCUAAUGGGAAGAAAUUGUUUCAAGUAAAAUUGUACUUUAUUUUGCUUAUUUUGCCUUAUACUUUAUUUUGCUAGCCUUAAAUUAGUAAAAAAAAAUUGUAGCCUCAAAUUAAAACCACAAGCCCAAAUUGUUCUGAGUUUAUUCUUUACUAAUUGUGUUAAUAACUGUUUUUAGAAGGAUAAAAAUUGUAUGGCUGUAAUUGCCUUAUUUACUGUUUGGUGUGAGCGAAGAAUAUAUGGUAAUUAACUAAGAAAGAACAGUCAGCUAGGCCAGAUGGUCAAGAAGGGAGUGGAGGAGUCGAGAGGCACCAACUUUUACCCAGAUGGCAAAUUAACAACCCUAAAGCAAAGGCAUACACCCCAAGAACAAGAUAAAGAGUGAAGCCAGAGGGACAAGAUAAGAAACAGCUGCGAAUAACUCCCAGUAACAACCCAAAUAAUGCUAAUUAAAGCAACCUUGAACAGGGCAUACACAGCAAGGUCCAAAGACUUGUAUGGGAACUUAUUACUAUAAAAAAAAGAGUGUAUUGCCAUGGGACUUUGGGUUCGUUCUGCAUCAACAUCAGAUCUUCGAACGUGUUCGUCAGAACACAGCGCCCCCUCCCUCGUGUGCAGUUUCAGCCGACCAUUGGAACUGACUGAGCAACACGAAGGACUGGUAACUAUAUAAUCUAGCUGCAGAACCUUUGGUGGGGGAGGUGUGUGUAAAUGGAAGCAUAUACUAAUUUUAAUGCUUUAACUGUACUCUCAAUAAAUGCGGCAUA